AUGGCAUUGUCCAACUUCCAUUUCAUCUCGCUAAAGAAGACACAAGAAGAAGCUAAGGACUACUGUCGAAGGAUGCACACGGACCUUGCUACUAUCAACAAUGUGACAGAUUUAAACAAUCUGAUUGUUUCUGUUCCAAAUAACACUGUCAGAUCAUGGAUAGGAUUGGAGCUUGGAAAUGUUUCAACGUGGCACUGGGCUUGGCCUAAUCAAAAACUAGAUUUCUUGAACUGGAGUGUUGGAGAACCAAACGGUUUGGGUCGAGAUUCAUGUGCAGCUAUGGGUCCACAGGGAGAAUGGUUUGAAAGCGAGUGUGAAACACAAAGGAGCUUUAUUUGUCAUGGCAACCGUGAUGUGCCAAGUGAAUACAUAUUUGUUGCCAACACUAAAUCAUGGAGGGACGCACAAAAGCACUGCCGGGAUUUAUCUCUGGAUCUGGUCAGUAUAGGCUCUGCAGAAGAGAACAAAGAAGUCAGGAACCUGUCCACAGAUCAAAAUGUGUGGAUCGGCCUCUUCCGAGAUGCUUGGAGAUGGUCUGAUGGAAGCGAGUCAUCCUUCCGUUACUGGAAACCACAACAACCAAAUUAUCGCGAUCAGGAUUGUGUUGCUGCUGUGUUCAAAGAUGAUGGAAAUCUGAUAUUAAUUCGUGAAAACAUGACUUGGAUUGAGGCCUUGAAUUACUGCAGAGAGCACCACUUGGACCUUGUCUACAUCACUGGGCAAAGCACUCAGGAUCAAGUGGCUCAAAUGGCACAGAAUGCCACUUCAUCCCACAUUUGGCUUGGGCUACGAUACACUUGUAACUUUGACUUUUGGUUCUGGAGCGGUUCAUCCGCUAACUGUUACCAGAACUGGGUCCCCGGACAUGGACCACAAGAGGGCCCAUAUGAAUGUGGAAUAACUGGAGCCAUGGUGUCCACUGGGGGGCAGCAAUGGGUGGGCUUGCCUGAAACGCAGAGAUUCAACUUUAUCUGCCACUGCAGUGUCCACCGUGUGGACAACAGGAUGCUUUUGGAUUAUGACUGA
Nerophis lumbriciformis (worm pipefish) is the source of this 1026-nucleotide messenger RNA. NCBI's taxonomy places the organism in Eukaryota, Metazoa, Chordata, Actinopteri, Syngnathiformes, Syngnathidae. The record is from RefSeq and is a predicted model, not a curated record.